Cryptomeria japonica (Japanese cedar) is the source of this 915-nucleotide messenger RNA. RefSeq names its product GDSL esterase/lipase 6-like. Gene Ontology annotation, biological process: lipid metabolic process. Lineage: Eukaryota; Viridiplantae; Streptophyta; Pinopsida; Cupressales; Cupressaceae. The record is from RefSeq and is a predicted model, not a curated record. Gene Ontology annotation, molecular function: lipase activity. Bases 1 to 915 code for a protein of 304 amino acids. The transcript has 5 exons.
AUGGAGAGCUCAGUUUUGAGUAUUUUAGUUGGGCUAUGGCUAAUAACUCGUUUUGGAGCACCUGAAGAGGAGCCAAUUGUGCCAGCCAUGUAUUUGUUUGGAGACUCCUUAGCGCAUGCAGGUAACAAUAAUUAUAUUCCAAACUGUACAGCGCGUGCAAACUUCAUACCAUAUGGCGUCUCCUUUUUCCCCUACCAAACUGGUCGUUUUACUGAUGGCCGUACCGCUUUCGACUUUGUUGCUAAUUACUUGGGGCUCCCUUUUCCCCCUCCUUGUCUCCAACCAAAGGCAGAUUUUGCAAGAGGGAUGAAUUUCGCAUCGGGAGGUAGCGGUUUGCUCGACUCAACAGCUGCCACACAGUUGGAGGCAACGACAUUGGCAGGAUCCUACAUAGCAAACACUAGUUUCCAAAAAACUACAACUCCAGCAAAGUUUGUCGCUGUUGUGCUGGCCAGAUUUAAUCAAUCUAUUGUAAGGCUCUACAAUGGUGGGGCGAGAAAAUUCCUUAUAUUCAACAUUCCACCUGUGGGUUGUGUUCCUUACACCAAAUGUAUUGCUUAUAAUAUAUCACACGGGGAAUGCUUGGAUAUCGCAAACCAACUGGCUGUGGCAUAUAACAGUGCUUCCAAGUCACUUGUCAUACUCCUCAAUGAAAUACUUGACGGAGUGAUCAUUAUCCAACUUAAUGCUUAUGAUGAAUUAAUGAACAUAAUUCAAAAUCGUAAAGCCUAUGGAUUUAGCGAUUCUAAGUCGGCAUGCUGUGGAUCGGGAUUGUUUAAUGCAGAGGUGAGCUGUGGAAAGACUAAUCCACCGAAUUUGUUUUGCAGCAAUAUAAGCACACAUGUUUUCUGGUAUGGAUCUCAUGGCACUUACAAACAGUGCACAAAACCUGUCAGAGAUUCUGAUUCUGGAUAA